UCUACAUUCUACAAUCGUGAUUUAGCACCUACUUGCUCUAAAAGUAUUUACUAUUUAUAGGUUUACUCAUUACAAGAUGUCUCAAUAAUCAAUACUUAUUUCCUAUUCAGAAAUUCACUCAGUAGUCACUCACUGUCUACUCACCGGUCGUUCCGCUAUUCUGCAUUAGUACGAUUGACACCUAUUCGUUUAGUGUUUAUUGAUAAUUCGCAUUUCGACUUUCACACUAAUUUCAAUUUUUAAGUUUGUAAAAUUGAUAAGGUUAAUUCGCCAUUCGCAUAAUAUAUAAGGUUCUUACUUUUAAAUUAAUGUUCUUAAAUCAAAGUGGUCUCACUUCGCAUUUUACUUAUUUAUAUUAAAGUACCUAUUUAGACAUUUUGAAUAUAAUUUGUUGUUAUUAUUAACGUAUAACACAAUAGUGAUACGGCGUAUUAAAUCAUUAGUUAAAAAACUUGUUUUUUAAAAUUGUAUUUUUAAACGAAAAUCAAAUUUUACAAUGAGCAAACCGGUUACUUAUUCGGAAGAUCAAUUAGCAGAAAUGGAAGAAGCAUUUCAAUUGUUUGAUAACAGAGGUGACAAUAAAAUACACAUAUCACAUAUAGGUAAUGCUCUUCGAGCUUUAGGUCAAAAUCCUACAGAAUCAGAUGUAAAGAAGUUUGCACAACAGCAUAAAACUGAUGAACGCAUUCCAUUUGAAGUAUUUUUACCUAUUUAUCAAGCUAUAUCUAAAAACCGUUCCUCAAAUACAGCUGAUGAUUUUAAUGAAGGUUUACGGCAUUUUGACAAAGAAGGAAAUGGAUUUAUAUCUUCUGCAGAAUUACGCCACUUACUUACAACACUUGGAGAAAAACUUACUGAUGAAGAAGUUGAACAAUUAUUAACUGGGCAAGAAGAUUCUUUAGGUAAUAUAAACUAUGAGGAAUUUGUACGUUCUGUAACAUCGGGUUGAAUUGUUUAAUAAUUUUUUAUUUAACUCAUUGUACCUAAUCAUUAUUUACAUAUUUUAAAUACAAUAUACUUUUAUAUUUUGUUAAUAUUAUGCAAGAAAAACGGUGGUUGUUUUGUGUAUGUUUAUAAUUAUAAUUUAAUAAAAUCAAUCAAUUUAAGUUUAUUGAGGGUUUCAGAUGAUUGUUCAUAUUUUUUGGUCCAGCAAAUAUAAGUAUAUAUGUGUCAACAA
Molecule: messenger RNA, 1177 nt
Organism: Rhopalosiphum maidis (corn leaf aphid)
Lineage: Eukaryota; Metazoa; Arthropoda; Insecta; Hemiptera; Aphididae
Product: myosin-2 essential light chain-like
Exons: 5
Coding region: 497-949 (150 amino acids)
Cellular component (GO): myosin II complex
Molecular function (GO): myosin heavy chain binding; calcium ion binding
Source: RefSeq, a predicted model, not a curated record